CCCCUCCAUCACCUGCCUCCCCACUAUCACCUCGGGCUGGCUGCUUCCACAAUGCCUCAAUCCAACCAUGACUACCACAUCCCCAGAUACGGGAUCAAUUCCCAUAUUCCUCCUCAAGACAAAAUCAACACCCCACGACGGGUAUGAAGAGUUCUUCUCCGCUACCAAACUCGCAGGCCAAGACCUCGCACCGACUUUCGUCCCGGUCCUCGAACAUAAGCUCCUGGAGCCAGGUCUAGAUACAGUGCGCCAAUUGCUUCGCUCGCGGCGGAUAAACGAUAGCGGUGAUGAGGGAACGUAUGGAGGGAUGAUCUUUACAUCCCAGCGCGCCGUCGAGGCAUUCGCAAGUCUAGUCGCUGAAGGUCCCCCCUCCUCCACCGACGACACCACCUGGCCCUCCCUCUCCACAACCCCAAUCUACACCGUCGGCCCCGCCACCACCCGCGCCCUGCGCUCCAUCCCCUCCACACCCCCCCUCCAAAUCCACGGCUCGGAGACCGGGAACGGCGAAGCCCUCGCCGGAUACAUGCUCACUCACUACCUCCCCUCCGCCCCCAAGCCACGGCCUCCGCUCCUCUUUCUCGUCGGCGACAACAGGCGUGACAUAAUCCCCAAGACACUCAUGAGCGAUUCCCUCCCACCCACCGAACGAAUCCGUGUCGACGAGCUAGAAGUCUACGGCACGACCACACAAUCCAGUUUCCCCACCGCCUUCGCCUCCAUCCUCUCCUCCUCUUCCUCCGCCAAAACGCGAUGGGUAGUAGUCUUCUCCCCCACCGGGUGCGAAGCCGCCUUACGAGAACUAGGAUUACUAGACGAAGACACGGGCCGCGUGAAGACAGGGGAGAGGGGAGGCGGGUGCGGGAUCAGGAGGGGGAGGCGACAGACGUAUGUCGCUACUAUUGGGCCUACGACGAGGGAUUACUUGAGGAGGGAGUUUGGGUUUGAGGCGGAUGUUUGUGCGGAGGUGCCGAGUCCGGAGGGGGUGGGGGAGGCGAUUGGGAGGUUUAUGGUGGGGUUGGAAUGAUUGAUAUAGGGGUGAGAUUAUGUUGGCAAUAUUACUCGUAUAUAGGAGGCAUGAGAUGAUAUGUGUCAUUCAUUGGGGGAAAGAGAUACUACAGGCUGCCAUUUCUCGCAUAUGUUCGUUUUCGUUACCAACCAACCAACGCUCCCAUCUGCCCUGCUAUACUGUGUAACUUGCGCAGGACGCAGCAAAACAUCAGUUCAAUCUUUUUCUGCCCCCCAAGUGGCUGGUGGUCUCUCCUUUCUUCCCAUUUCCAUAGAUUCGAAAAAUAAAACGUCCGAUUGGGUGGGG
This is a messenger RNA of Pseudogymnoascus verrucosus, 1315 nucleotides long. RefSeq lists its product as uncharacterized. Lineage: Eukaryota; Fungi; Ascomycota; Leotiomycetes; Thelebolales; Thelebolaceae. The transcript has 2 exons. Gene Ontology annotation, molecular function: uroporphyrinogen-III synthase activity. Gene Ontology annotation, biological process: uroporphyrinogen III biosynthetic process. The record is from RefSeq and is a predicted model, not a curated record. The coding region runs from base 68 to 1027 and encodes 319 amino acids.